AUGGACUCAAAACGAAUCAGAAUCAUUGUAAUAUUAUUUUGUGUGUACCUACUGACUUUUGGCGUACAUUUAAACAUUUACAAAGAUGAUGAUGCAGAAUGUGAUGUUAUCGAUGAUAAUUGUGAAGAAGUUAGCAUAUUGUGUGAUGUAAAUGAUGACGAUGUUGAUUGUUUACAAGCUGAUGAAGAAGCAAAUGAGCAAAAAAUCAAAGAAAAAGUUAUUAAUAAAUUUAAAAAACUUAAAAGAUUCAAGAAAAGAAAUAAUGAUGAUGAACAAACACGUGAUGAGAUUAAUAGAGACUUUUAUUGGGUCGCAAUAGUCGGAAUUGCAUUAACAAUAGUUUGUUCUGCAAUAUAUUACAGAUACUUAAUACACAAAUGUAAAACUAAGUUUAGGCAAAUAAUAUGA
This is a messenger RNA of Chironomus riparius, 408 nucleotides long. The record is from the annotation of a GenBank genome assembly. NCBI's taxonomy places the organism in Eukaryota, Metazoa, Arthropoda, Insecta, Diptera, Chironomidae.